CUGAAAAUAAAAGAGACGUCAAAAGUGUAUCACAAUCUGAGCUUAAUUUAUAUAUUUUAUAAGCAUUCUUAUUGUACCAAGUGUUAAGUGUAGAAUUUAUAUAUUUAAGGCAUAUAAAAAUGUUUCGAAAUGUCAAAAGAUUAUAUUUUGUUUUAAAUGCCGUAAUAUUUUUGCUAUUUUUACACAUAACGGAAAGUGAAAAUGCCGCGUUCUGUACUAAGGAUGAUAAAUGUGUGGAGCCCUACGUUAAUCAGGCUCGUUACGAUCACUACCGUAUGUACUAUGUUGAGUUAGAUACUGAAGAGCAUGUCAAACUCUUCCAAGACCUUGAGGAGCAGAGUGACAGCUGUACUUUCUAUGGGCAUGCCUUGCGACCAAAGCAAAAGUUGACCAUUAUGGUUGCAGCUCAUAAAGUUUCAGAUUUUGCAGACUUGCUCAUGACGUACAAAGUUAAGCAUCGCGUUCUGACCUACAAUUUCCAAGAAAAGAUUGACAAGAAUAUGCUAGAGGUUAAGCCUAAAACUACAAAUUUGAAGCAUUUUGGUUGGAAACAUUAUUAUCAUCUAGAAACCAUCUAUGAAUGGUUAGAACACGUAGCAGAACAAUAUCCACAAGAUGUAACAUUGCUAAAUAUGGGUGAUAGUACCGAAGGUCUGCCGAUUAAAGGUCUAAAAUUGGCACGUAAUCCACUAAAUAAAGCAAUUUUCAUUGAAAGCGGCAUACAUGCACGUGAAUGGAUUGCUCCAGCAACUGCAACAUAUUUAAUCAACGAGUUACUCACAUCGAAAAGCGAGCGAGUACAAAACUUGGCAAAUAACUACAAUUGGAUUAUAUUUCCAGUUGUCAAUCCUGAUGGUUAUAAGUAUUCCUUUGAAAAUGAUCGCAUGUGGCGUAAAAAUCGCGCAAGUUUCGGUUUAUGUCGUGGUGUUGAUCUUAAUCGCAAUUAUCCUAAUCACUGGAAUGUGACUGGCACCAGUGGUGAUCCAUGCCGUUAUGAUUAUUCUGGACCGUCAGCUGGUAGCGAAGUAGAAACACAGCGUUUGAUUAAAUUCAUACAGGAUAAUGUCGAGCGUGAAAAUAUCAAAACUUACAUAUCAUUGCACUCCUUUUCGCAGUUGAUCAUGUUUCCUUAUGGUCACACAGCAGAACGUGUUGAGAAUUAUGACGAUCUGACGGCGAUCGGUAAGAAAGCAGCUGAGACUAUUAAAAAUAUUUCUGGUCGUGUUUACAAAAGCGGUAGCAUUUAUGAAACGAUUUAUCCAUCAAGCGGUGGUUCUAAGGAUUGGGUGCAUGGUGAAAUGAAUAUACCAAUUACUUUCACUUUUGAAUUACGUGGCCCACCAGAUAGUGAGGAUUUAUUCAUAUUGCCAGCAGCGGAAAUAAUACCAACCGCUGAAGAAGCUUGUGCCGCUAUAGGCACUAUAGUUGAAGAGGCAGCAGCCAAAGGUUAUUACAAAUAAUUUAAAAACAAUUAAACAAUAAAUUAAUUUGGUUUAUAAAUAAUUUUA
This is a messenger RNA of Teleopsis dalmanni, 1508 nucleotides long. RefSeq names its product zinc carboxypeptidase-like. Gene Ontology annotation, molecular function: zinc ion binding; metallocarboxypeptidase activity. The record is from RefSeq and is a predicted model, not a curated record. The transcript has 2 exons. Gene Ontology annotation, biological process: proteolysis. NCBI's taxonomy places the organism in Eukaryota, Metazoa, Arthropoda, Insecta, Diptera, Diopsidae. Bases 120 to 1460 code for a protein of 446 amino acids.